UCUCGUCAAAUCGUGGGUGUCAAGGUGUCAUGUCAUGUCAAUAUUGUCAAUUAAGUCAGUCAGUUGUGUGUGUACUGUGCGAAAUGCGCACAGUCGAUUACUUUGAAAUAGUGUUAUAUUAAUAUAUUUACAACUAUGACGUGAAUACUUUAGAUAAAUUAAAUUAAGCUCCACCGCUUAAAAAGUAGCAUUUUCUUUUUAUGUAUCAGUGAAGUAAAUUCGUGAUAAUGUUCAAUUACAAGUAUUUGAGUAAAGACCACUUGGAGGGUUUCGAUAAUUAUAAGUAUAUGGCGAUAGACACAAGCCCCCUCAGUGUCUAUGUUAUGCACCCGUUUUGGAACAAAGUGGUUGAGUUGGUACCCCGCUGGGUGGCUCCGAACCUGCUCACAUUCCUCGGGUUCCUUCUCACCGUACUCGACUUCGUUCUUCUCUCGUGGUACGACUACUCGUACACGGCCGCCAGCGCCAGGAACGAGACCAUAGUGGAGUUGGGCAAGAGGCCUGAGAUCAUACCGCAGUCGCUGUGGUACUUCUUAGCGGUGUUCCUGUUCCUUGCGUAUACGCUAGAUGGUAUCGAUGGCAAGCAGGCGCGCCGCACGCUGACCUCAGGCCCGCUGGGGGAGCUGUUCGACCACGGGCUGGACUCGUACUCGGUAUUCUUCAUCCCGGCCUGCCUCUACUCCAUCUUCGGCUGUAUGGAUUUCUCUGUGAAGCCUAUAAGAAUGUACUACAUAAUGUGGAACAUCCUGCUCAACUUCUACCUCAGCCACUGGGAGAAGUACAACACGGGCGUGCUGUUCCUGCCGUGGGGUUAUGAUUUCAGCAUGUGGGCGUCGACAAUAUUUUUCCUGUGGACCGGACACGCGGGCACGGUGUGGUACAAGCGGUACCUAGUGGGCGGGUACACACUCGCCGACGGCUUCGAGUGGCUCGUGUACGCCACCGGCGUCCUCACCAACCUGCCCGUGGCGCUCUACAAUACGUACCAAUCAUACAAACUCCGCACAGGCAAGAUGCGCUCAUUCACAGAAGCACUUCGACCACUGUGGUCCCUAUUAUCAGUAUUCGUAGUAUGCAGUGUAUGGGUGCACUACUCAGAACGACUGCCGGAGUACGACCCCAGGAUGCUGUUCUUACUUAUCGGGACGCUUUUCAGCAAUGUCGCUUGUCGCCUAAUAGUGAGCCAGAUGUCCAACCAGCGCUGCGACGCGGUGAGCUGGCUGCUGUGGCCGCUGCUGCUGGGCGCCGCGGCGGGGCUGGCGGCGCCGCGCCACGAGCCCGCCGCGCUCUGCGGCGUCACCGCGCUGGCGGUGCUGGCGCACGUACACUAUGGGGCGUGUGUGGUCCAGCAGAUGUGCGCGCACUUCCGAAUAAAGUGCUUCCAUAUAAAGAAGCGCGACGAUUGACUCUUAGAAGACAAUGCGUGUUAGUAGCUGACAUCACAACAUAUCCAUAACAACGCUCUGCUCCAACUGUUCGGUACUAGAGAAAAUGUUACCCCGCCUUUAUGUCUGUAAGUUAACUCUGUUCAGAAUUAUCGAUUUUAUCAACUAAAAUAAGGUCGCUAAGCACAGUGUAUUUUGCACAUUGACCCACCUGUUUUAUCUCUAAGUACGGUCAAAAGAUUUCAUUUGUGACCCAUUUCUUACCUUGUGAAAUAGUAUGAGGUCUCUAGUGACUUUCAAGUUGUUUGUCACUGUGACAAGCUACGAAAUGGAUCACAAAUUAAAUCUUUUGACUGUCAUAAUUAAAGAUCGACAUGAAAUAUAUGAUCAUUGUUGGGGCGUUGUUAUUCUCAUGUAUAGGGUGACAGUUCAGUAUAGUAUGAGAAAUUCAGUUCCAAUAAAAUUCCGCAGUAUGGCAUGAUCAUAUUAUUACAUUACUGGUCAGGCUUUAUAUUGCUGUGCAGCGCAUGAUGCCGGCGGUCAAUGCCGGUGUGCGAGCAGGACAGCAGUAUAAUUAUAUGCGUGUGUUAGAGUUAUAGGGACCGUGCGCGUUGGAGGGUCUGCCAUCUUGUGGCCUGAAUCGGAACCAUAAACAUGUACAUUUACACGUCACGUGUUUUCUUGUGCAUAGUAGGUUCUGCCAUCUUGUGGGCUACAUCGGAACAAUAAACAUCACAUUUACGCCUCGCGCCAAAAAUCUGACGGCUCCUGUGCUGCCUCCUAUAGUUCAUGCACGCUCCCUAUAGACAGGGUCAAUGUAUGAAAUUCUUCAUCCUUAGCUUAGCGUCCUUACUUUAGGAACAGAUGUAAAGAUACUUUUGUUUUUACGUUUAACCAGCAACCUAUGCACUAAUCCUAUAUGUAGAAGCACUGGCAUUACAGAUGUAAAGGCAAAAGGGGUUAUGUGGUCUUCAUAUCAAAAUGUACCUUAUGCAGUUCGCUUAAGGUACCUUUUGAUAUGGCAAGCUACAUAAAGUGAUAGUGACAAGUGAUAGUAGCUUACGUGUUUUUUCACUAUUUUGGCAAAACAAAGAUGGCGUUAGGAUGUAGUACAUUUCAAUAAUUACCGAUUUGAACGCCUAUAAGUUAUCACUUACCUGUUAUGGUUCUUAUAUACCUAGGUUUAACUCACUAAAUGGAUUAUUUUGUCGGGUGUUUGUAUAUUUGUGGUAAUAUUUAUGAAAAGGUUGCGCAGCGUUGUACUUGAUUGACGACCGGUUUGGCCUAGUGGAUAGUAUGAAGCUGAUGGUCCUGGGUUCAAAUCCUGGUAAGGGCAUUUAUUCGGGCGAUGAGCAUGGAUAUUUGUUCCUGAGUCAUGGCUGUUUUUUGUGUUUUUAAGUAUUUAUAUAUUAUGUAUAUCGUUGUCCAAGUACCCUCAACACAAGCCUUAUUGAGUUUACUGUGGGACUUAGUCAAUUUGUGUAAUAAUGUCCUAUAAUAUUUAUUUAUUACUUGUAUCGCAGCAUGGUUUAUAAUGGCGAAAGCGCUAUUGACAAUAAGGUACCUUUUCAUAGAUAAUGUCACAUUUAAAGUUAUUUUAAGAAUAAUGUUGACGCUUGAGCUACAAUCACUGUAUACUAGUUGGAGUUGUAUUAUGUUGGUUUUUAUGUAUAUGUUGUUCUCCCUGAUGUUAUGUUACUUGAAGAUUAUGCACAGUGCUCUUCAGAAUCAAAUCAAGCAGUACAUAGACUGCUUAUUAUACGAUAAAAUGUACUUUUUUCAUAUCAUAUGUACUGUUACCCUAAUUUCAUAUACAGUCAGAAGUGGCUAAACGGGCAAGUUGUUCAAAUUUAUCUACACACGCUCUUAUCCUGUUAAUAGAGCUGUGUUCAUAUCAUUUUGAAAACCUCGCCUGUAUAGCUACUUAUACUGCUGUCGGUACAUUUUGAAACAAUCAUUCAUUUUAAAAACUUUUUUUCUUGUGCAUAUAUUUUCUUAGUGUUUGUAACACGCAUUGUCUAUUUUUAUUUUAUAUUGCUUUUUAUAGCUUGAGUUUAACAGUAACCUUCUUAUACAUUAUUUUUUAUUUAACAUUAAAUUAUUUAAUUUAAGUAAUUUUUAUUGUACAGUUGAGAUCUACAUAUAAUCAAAUAAAUUAAUGGUCUUAACUGUACCAAUACAUAAUUUUUCUUAGUAUUUAUUUAUGUUAGUAUGUAUUUCAAUAUUUUAUUCAUAGACCCAAUUGUAACAUUAAGUAUUAUGUUGGAGAUCUAACAGUGUAUUAAUACUUUAAUUUAAGCCAGCUUCAAGUCUUUUUUUUUUUUAAGUUUGGGAGCUAUUCAUACGUAGUAUAUAUAUCAUUUGGAAGUAGAAAUAUAUAAGCGUAACGAGUAUCAAUAGGGAAUAUUACGCGAAACUCUGCGUAGGGGGCGCCACUACCACAAUCCAUCACAAUCUGAGGGUCUACCGCGAAACAAGAAAAUCGAAAUUUCGUUAUCUAACCUCUCUAUCACUCUUGCAUAUUCGAGCGAUAAAGAGGCAGAUAACUAAAUUUCGACUUUCGCGUUUGCCGACAGGCCCUUUGUAAACAAACCGCCUUGAUGCAUCAAUGUCAUAUUUUAUUAUCUGUGUAAAUUUGAUAAAAAACAGUUUAAGGCACAGUAUGUAUAAGUUACUAUAUAGUUUACGAUAGGUGCUAGUGCUGCACUCUGGCGGCAGAUCAUUGCAGUAAUACUCCCUAUUCGAUAGCCACUUUUAUAAGGCCUAGUUUUAGAUAUACGAACGUUUGAGACACAGGUAAGGCACAGAUUCAGUGUUAUUUUAGAUUUGAUAUUUAAAGUCUUUAGUUUUUGAACUCAACUCGUCAAAAGAAUCAAUUCAUUAUUAUGUUAAACCGCAAACGGAAGGCGCCAUCAAAAAGUUUCGGGGGGCUAUUUAAUAUUUGUUAAAUAUCAUCUCUAUAGCCGUACCAACGAUAAUUUGAAAUAGAGGUGGAUUAUCAAAGAAAACUUUGUAGCCACAGUAGUAAAUUUACUCCCAUUUUUCGACACAUGAUUAAAACUUUUGGAAAGCCAUUUGACUUUGAUCCUUAUUCUUUUAAUAGAUCAAAUGCCAAAGGUAUGGCGGCAUCGUUUCGAGCGAUGGCGCCACAACCUUUAGCCGAUGCUCGGUAAGAUGGCGCCACGCGUCCUGCUACAUCUGAUUGUUCAUUAUGAAUCUACCGGCUAACAACAUAGGGUUGAUAAUUGAUAAACAUUACGCUCACAUAUAGUGUCGAUUAGUAAGGGACGUUCAUUUCAGUAUUGGCUGCUAUAGUGUGAAUUUUCUCAAAUGAUUUUUAGGCCUCAGACUCUAAUCUUUUAUGUGAGCGGUCAGCUGCCGUAUUAGCCACGUGGCAAAGCAACAAUGUCCUAUAAAAAGCAACUGUAUCGUGAUAGUAUUAAGGGUCAAAUCUAUGUAAUAAUAUGAGCGCUCUCCUACAUUGAGGUGGUCGUUCGUCCUACAUUACCAAACUUGUUAACUUAUCAGCUGUUUACAUAGAUU
Cydia pomonella (codling moth) is the source of this 4928-nucleotide messenger RNA. Its product is annotated as ethanolaminephosphotransferase 1-like. Bases 228 to 1406 code for a protein of 392 amino acids. Gene Ontology annotation, biological process: phosphatidylethanolamine biosynthetic process. Gene Ontology annotation, molecular function: ethanolaminephosphotransferase activity. The record is from RefSeq and is a predicted model, not a curated record. The transcript is spliced from 9 exons. Gene Ontology annotation, cellular component: endoplasmic reticulum membrane; Golgi apparatus. NCBI's taxonomy places the organism in Eukaryota, Metazoa, Arthropoda, Insecta, Lepidoptera, Tortricidae.